Molecule: messenger RNA, 707 nt
Organism: Musca domestica (house fly)
Lineage: Eukaryota; Metazoa; Arthropoda; Insecta; Diptera; Muscidae
Gene: Obp83g
Exons: 2
Coding region: 114-563 (149 amino acids)
Biological process (GO): sensory perception of smell
Molecular function (GO): odorant binding
Source: RefSeq, a predicted model, not a curated record
UUAAUAUCAAUUUCUGGAAAAAAGAGACAAUAGUUUUAUAUCGAAAAAAUUCAACAGCCCAACAGUUCAGUUUAUCUCAAGACGUGGAGAAAUAAACAUCCAUUCUCGCAAAAAUGAAAUUUCAAUUGGUGUGUCUUUUGGUUUGUGGCUUGGCUUUGCAGGCCUUUGCUGCUGCAAAAUUCGAGCCUCGCACUCCCGAGGACGCCUUGAAGGCCCAUGAAGAGUGUCGUGAAGAAUACAAUGUUCCCGAUGAGAUCUAUGAACAAUAUUUGCAGUACAACUUCCCCGACCACAAACGCACCAAAUGCUACAUCAAAUGUUGGGUGGAGAAAAUGGGUAUUUUCACCGAAAAGAAAGGAUUCGAUGAGAAGGCCAUCUACAAGCAGUACACCCGCAACAAUACCCAAUAUUUGAGUUCCGUUCAACAUGGCUUGGAGAAAUGUAUCGAUCACAAUGAAUGGGAAUCGGAUGUUUGCACUUUUGCCCAUCGUGUCUUCUCCUGCUGGUUGCCAAUCAAUCGUCAUGUUGUCCGUGCUGUUCUUGGAACACAAAAAGAUAACUAAGCCAAUUCCCAACGGGCUGUGAAUUAUAUUAAAUUGAGAAUAUAGGUAAUUAUAUAAAAAAAUUGGAAUUGAUAUGAAUAUUGUGAUAAUUUUGUUUUAAAAAUUUUUUACAAGAGAAAUAAAAAUUUAACAAAAUUAAUAGAA